CGCGCAUGUGUCCACUCAUAUCACACACGACAUGUGCGAGUGUGUCCACGCGCCCAAGCACAACCAUUCAUUGCGUCCAACCCACCCCGCACGUUGCCGAGCCUACAACAAGACGCGGUGAGCAUCGCAAAAGCAACGAACAAGCAAGCAAGCAAGAAGCAAGAAGCCAAAGCUUUUGCUCUCUUUGUUUGUCUUGAGGAGGAGGACCGCUGCCCGACCCACGGCAGCACCAGCAAGCAAGCAAGCAAGCUAACUGGCUGGCUGGCUGGCAGUACCACCACCACGCCCCACCCACCUCAACCACGCUGUCCUUGAGUGGCGGUCUCACAAGCACCGGCUGGUCUUGGUUCCCCAAUCCAUCCAUCCAUUGUCUGCAUCGCGUUUUCUCCCUGUCAGCGACGGGGUGUGUGUCCUUUUGUUUCCAGCUACCGCCCACCACCCGUUUCUUCUUCAUCAUUCGUCGCAUAACUGACGACACUGCGUGUCAUUUUUUUUGCCUCCACGCCCUCCAGCCUCAGCAACCACGUGUGUAUGAGUGCGUGUGACUCAUUUCGCACCGCCGUUUCAUCACCCGGAUAUCAAGCCAACACACCCACCCUUCCCAUCUUUCACCAAUCUCGCCAACCUACCAACCAAAAGUCCGAACACGGCGUUGCAAGUGACAACCUUCACCUUGUUGCUGCUCUCUCUCUCUCACUCGCAUCUACAUCAAUCCAUUUCUUGUUCUUGCUGCAUUGUGGCGUGAGCCUUCGGUCAGUCUUUGUUGACAAGUCUUCGUUGACAAGUCUUUGUUAACAAGUCUUGGUCCUGUCCUGACUUGCCCGCCCGCGCGCGCGUGUGUGUGUGUGUGCUUUUUGGCAUACAUUGUGUUGUGUUACAUUACAACACCACCACCACGCCUCAGUUGGCACUGCACCACCUGUCCAUUUUCUCCUCCACACCAGUUUCCUGUGUCUGCUUUUUCAAUCCACCUCUCUUCAGCUUCCCUCCCCCCGCUUCGGCCUCCGCCCGCUUUGUCCUUGUCCCACCCCCCUCCCAACAACAACACACACACACACACGCACUUCUCCGUCUUCGCGUACCGUGAUGGCACGCCAUAACAGCAGUCGCACCUGCGAUGAGCGCGCACGCGACCGCGUCGUCAUCAGCUUCAACAACUUCCAACAGAGGCAGGUGGACCCAGACAACGUCCUCACCCACGCUUAUGUCCUGCGCUACCAAGUGCAACAGCAAAAAGCCAAGAAACAGCUGAAGAAGCAACAACAACAACAACGACAGGACAAGCUCGCCUCAUUACACGCCCAACGCCGCAAGCAGCUCGUCUCCGCUUCGUGCUCCUCGCUGCCCUCGCCAUCGCCCCUGUCAAAUUAUGCGUCAACAUCAUCAUCGUCCUCGUCCUCCACGACAACAAAACGCACCGUCGACUUCUCCCCACACAUCGGCGCCGCCCGUUCGUACGAUGACUUGAGCACCCUCAACCGGCCCUCCAUGGCGCUGCCAGCACCACCGCGCACCGCGCGCCGCAGGUCUGCGUCCCCGAGUUACAGCGUGAGCACCAUCCCCGCCGCCGGCCGCAACGUGUUUGGGCGCGGGCGUGGCUGCCCCAACAGAUCUGUCGCCGCUGGCGCUGCUGUUUCCAGCACACGCCAGAGCAGGAGGAGGCGGGCGCUGCCGUUUGCGUCCCCGUCUGCGUCGCCAGCCCAGCGGCGGUGCUCCCUCCCAGCCAUCCUCGAACAGGCCGACGGUGAGGACGCCCACGACGACGACGACGACGACGACCGCGCCAUGCCAGCAUCAACGGACAUGGCGCUGCUCAUGGUGCAGCAGCAGCAGCAGCAACACGAGGGGUCCCGCCCCGGCAGCCGCGGGCGCUCCAUGUGCCGCGAUGAGCACACGCCAACGACGGCAACCGCAGCCACAAGCGCCACCAGCAGCGCCAGGAGCAGUGCCAGCAGGCAAUCGAGGCGGCAGGAUCAGCGGGCCGCCCUCAUGUCGCCAUCACUCGUCAUGAUGCAUAGUAGCAGCAGCAGAAGCAGUGGUGGUGGUGAUGGUGGUAUUGGCGGUGGCCAGGGUGCAGGUAACAACAGCAAGCGCGCCAGCAGCGUGCAGCCGUCCCCAUCUGCCUCCCUCCUCAACGCCCCGUUCCCGCCACUCGCCGAUGGCGGGUCCCACGAGAUGCUCGGCGGGUACAGCACAGACGAGACAGCGACGCCGUGCGACGAUGACGAGGACGAGGACGAGGAGACGUUUGGCUUUGGACCCGCGUUUGGCUUUGGCGAGCUCGCCUCCAGGCUGAACGAGGUCGCCGCUGAGCAGCAAACCGCGCGCCACCACCAGCACCACCAGAAGCAGUCAGCGACAAUGGGAGCCCAAACUGGCUCCAACGCCGCUGGUGUGCAUGAGGCCGUUCACGAAGACGGGUUUGGCAGCCACGCCCGCGAUGGCGAUGACGGCGACGUUGACGGCGACAAUGACUGCGACGAUCGCCUUGAGGACGCUCAGCAGCAGCAGCACCCCGUGCAGACCGGGUUUGGCGAUGCCACGCUGCCGCAUUUGAUGAAGCGGCCUGCGUUCAAGACGGGUGUCCCCCGCUACCGUCAGUCGACGCCCAAGCCCGUGCAGGGGCUGAGGGCGCUGCAGCCGCGCCCGGUGUGGCAGCGGCACGCCCGCCACAGCUCGUGGCCCGUGCACCCGCUCGGCGACAGCCAGUCUGCAGCAGCACUGACGUCGUCGUCGUCCUCGUCGUUGACAUCGCGCGGCGCCACGACCGUGGACGACUCUGCCAUCAACACCGCGGCCACAACCAGCGGCAGCACUGGUGCCACCAAUACCAGUGACGCGUCAGGCACGCCAGCCCUGGCGCCAACCCUGACGCCAGCCCUGACGCCAAAACCGCCCACACCCACGACUCCGUCGCCGCCGUCGCACCAGCCAACCAGCAGCAGUGCGGCCGCGGGCCGCCUGAGGCGCUGGCGCCGGUACACCAACCUCAGCACAGCCCCGCUCUCACCCUGCCUGGAGGAGGACGCAGAGGCAGAGUUUGCCCUCCCCUCCAAGCCGUGACGUGUGCUGAUGGUGCUGCUGCUGCUGCUGGUGGUGGUGGUGCUGGUGUGGGUUCGGGAGCAAGAACACCCACGUUUGAGCCCCCCCCCCCCAAAUUCCUCUUCCAUCUAGUUUCCUGUUGCCUCUUUCCUCUGUUUGUGACACGCUUGCUUGCUUCGUCUUCGAAAGGUCCUUUCUUGGCCCUGUUGCAGAUGCGUUUUUUUCUAGGUUCGACUGCUACUUGUUAUUGAUGAGAUGCACCUUCUCGAUUGGUCAAUGGAAAUGCCUCCCCCGCCCUUCUCCCCUGCCUUAGACAUGCGUGUUUGACCAGCACUGUUGCUGUUUUGUUCUAUUGUUGUUGUGGCUGGCACGCGUUACCAUGUGCCAAGCCCUUCCGUUGCGCUUGUCGCUGCUCCUAGGUCUCUCGCUACCUCUUUGCCUGCUCUGUUCUCGUUUGCUUUCGUCCUUACUAGGUUCACGUUGAUGCAGGAAAGAAGCUGGUACAGCCCAGUCAAGUAAAUGAAGCUCACACAA
Molecule: messenger RNA, 3576 nt
Organism: Salpingoeca rosetta
Lineage: Eukaryota; Choanoflagellata; Craspedida; Salpingoecidae
Exons: 1
Coding region: 1087-3063 (658 amino acids)
Source: RefSeq, a predicted model, not a curated record